AUUCACGGAUAACUUCAUCUGUUGCUUGGCACGGACCUCAGUCAGCCAAAAGCUAUGAACGUGAUCGCCCGUUUGUAAGCUUUAUUAUUAUUAUUUUUCAUGUGUUAAUAUAAUUAUCGUUUAAAUUGUUCAAGUACCGGCAGAAUAAUAACUGAGCCUAGAAACCAUGUCCGCUGUAAACGGUAAAGACAACUCGGAGCCAGUCAUUCCGCCGUCGGCACUCAUAAGAAGAGUCAGCUCUCGCUCUGUAAGGAACUCGAUAUCGGAGGAAAAGGAGAACGGAGUGGAGAGUAGUACGAACAAAUCAUUCGUGGCCAAGUACAAAAAAACACCGGAGGCAUUGAAAAAUUUCCAUUUGAACGAUGAAAGUGAGUUGGAAGUGCCAGGGACGCCGAUGACGCCGAGGACCUCAACCACACCUGGUCAUGAGAACUGCACAUUCCACCACGACCUGGAGCUGGACCACCGGCCUCCCACCAGAGAAGCGCUCCUGCCCGACAUGGCUAACUCCUAUAGACUGCUACUCACAGGUCUGGGUGAAGAUCCUGAAAGACAGGGCCUGCUGAAGACUCCGGAACGCGCCGCCAAAGCUAUGUUGUUCUUCACUAAAGGAUAUGACCAAAGCCUCGAAGAGGUCCUUAACAACGCAAUCUUCGACGAGGACACCGACGAGAUGGUGGUGGUGAAAGAUAUCGAGAUGUUCUCGAUGUGCGAACAUCACUUGGUGCCCUUCUAUGGAAAGGUCUCCAUCGGCUACUUACCGCAAGGCAAGAUCUUAGGGCUCAGCAAGUUGGCCAGGAUCGUUGAGAUAUUCUCCCGCCGCCUCCAAGUUCAAGAACGUCUCACAAAGCAGAUUGCAAUUGCUGUGACGCAAGCAGUGCGACCGGCAGGGGUCGCGGUAGUUAUAGAGGGAGUGCACAUGUGCAUGGUUAUGCGGGGAGUUCAAAAGAUCAACAGUAAGACGGUGACGUCCACGAUGCUGGGAGUGUUCCGGGACGACCCCAAGACCCGAGAAGAGUUUCUCAAUCUCGUACACUCCAAGUGAGGCCGUGACUUGAUUCCUAUAAGACGUCCGUAAUGUUUCUUUUAGUUGCUUGUAAUAUUUUAUUUUUAUUGUUUCUUUUUCCAUCAUUUAAGUGCAUGACAUUUAACGUAUUUAUCAAAAUUAAUUAUGUAUAAAUACAUAUUAAGAAUUUAACAAAAAUACUAAAAUUAAUUUAUUUUAAAGUUUAAAAUAUCUACUUAAAAUAAAACAUUAGUACAAAAAAAACCAACCACAGUAAAUUUUUAUCCGACUUCAAAAAUAAAGAGAAUCUGAACGCGACUGUAUUUUUUAUAUUUUACACGAUAUAUUAACCGCUUUUGAUUAUUCUUUUUCAAUCGAUGACGUCCACUCCUGUCUUUGUUUUACUUCUAUUAAUUUUGUCACAAUUGAUGUCACUGUUUCCUUGCGAGAUAAAAUGCUAAAUUACAGUUUUUGUAAUGUAUUUUUUAUUUUUCCUUAAUAACUGUAAAAACAUUUAAAAAUUUUAUCCAACUAUAGCAAAAACGUAAGCAAAGACGAAUUUUGUGUUUAUACAAAUAAAUGCAAUAUAAUAAUAUCAAAAAGGAAAAAAUUAAAUAAAAAUUUGUUUAGAAAUAAAAAAAAUAUACAAGGUUCUAAUAAUUUCUUUAAAAUUGAAAUUAGUCAAAAAUAUUGCUUAAUUCCUUAUGUUCUUUGCUUUUCUUUUAUUAUUAUUUGAAAGUAAUUCCCGUUAUACCAUUAAAGUUCACGUCUUAAGGUCAUUCCUUUUAUAUAAAUUGUAUUUUUUUAUUACAUCGCUUUUAUAUCAGAACAUUUCUUGUUUGAUCUCGAAAAAAGUUAUUUUCCACUUAAAAAUAUAUACGUAAAUAAUACAUACUUUUUUUUUUUUAAUUAAUUUAUACUUAAUAAUAUAGUACAUUCUGUUAAAAUUAAUUUAAGUGCAGCUUUAAAUAUUUUAUUUGAUAUAAAUGGCAUAUUCACAUUUUUCCUUUUAAUUUAAAUAAAAAAAUAAUUUGCUUAAAUUGUAAAUGUUAUGCAAAAAUAGUGCCAAUCCUUAUAAAUAUCAGAUAUUUAAUGUUAACACAAUUAUAGUUUUGUACACAUAAUAUUUUUUUUUAUAUUAUUAUUAAUAUUAUUAAAAUAUUUAAUUUUAAGCUCAAAUAGUAACGUUCAGUAUUUGAAAAAAAAAUUACUGCCUUAGUUAUUAAGAAAUCAUUUCUUGCCAAUCAAUAUGCUGUCUAAUUCGUUGUAUAAGCUUUUUUUUUUUUCUUAAAUAACUUUUUUUUCUAGUUUCCUUUAUCUUUCCAAAUUUACACUUAAGAAUUUGUUAAAAAAAAAUGACAAUAAAUUUAUAUAAAAAAGCGGGGAAUUUUGGUAAGAAUUUUAUUGCCCAAAAUUACCAUUAUUCCCACAAUACUAACCAUAUUUAUUAAAAUGUUCAGUACAAAAAAAAAAUAUACACUUAUUUUAAAGAGAAAAAUAAUAAUAUACAACGAUUUUAUUUCGUAGAUCAAUUGUUUUAUUUGUGUUCCAAGUAAAAAUCUCAAGUGAUUAUGGCUGAUACUUGACAUUUUUGCUAAAAUAUUUAUAUUGUAUUUAAAAUUGAAUAGAUUUUAUAGUUAUUUUUUAUUAAUUAUAAGAAAUAUAACCGUGUUGCCUUAAAUACAAUGUGAAUGUACGAAUUUGGACGAUGAUUUGUCAUUGAUGUUACUACAAGUUCAUGAGAGUUCAUAUGUUUUAUAAAUAAACGUUUUUUAUUUUAAGUUUA
Molecule: messenger RNA, 2792 nt
Organism: Galleria mellonella (greater wax moth)
Lineage: Eukaryota; Metazoa; Arthropoda; Insecta; Lepidoptera; Pyralidae
Gene: Pu
Product: GTP cyclohydrolase 1
Exons: 7
Coding region: 167-1045 (292 amino acids)
Biological process (GO): tetrahydrobiopterin biosynthetic process; tetrahydrofolate biosynthetic process
Cellular component (GO): cytoplasm
Molecular function (GO): GTP binding; zinc ion binding; GTP cyclohydrolase I activity
Source: RefSeq, a predicted model, not a curated record